ACGGCCGCUGGGCAGCGCGGCCGGAGGGUGGCGGCGGGUCGGCUGGGCCUGCGGGCGCUCGGACGCUGGGACUCCCCGGGAACGGCGGGCGCGGAGAAACGGCCAGAAGGUUGAGAACCACUGAAAAACACUGCUGAUGCCCGGGCCUACAUGAAGACUUGGAUUUAAUUGGUCUGGAGUGGGGCCUGGGCUCCAUCCCGUGAUUCUCGUGUGCAGCCAAAGGAUGGCACUCCCCACGCUGCCCCCCUCCUGGUGCAGCCGGAGACUCCUGGACCAGCAGGUAGCACGGCAGCGACACCGAGAGCAGGAGGCCCGGCUUCGGCAGCAGUGGGAUGAGAACAGCCGCUACUUCAGGAUAUCGAACGCCUGCAGCUCCAAACAGGCGGAAUGGAGCUCCCAGGCCUCCUACCAGCGGAGGGCCACCAAACUGAAGAAGGAGCGGGAGAACCUGCUGAAGCAGCGGUGGGAGCUGGAGCGGCUGGCGGAAGAGAGGAAGCAGAUGGCAGCCCUCCGGCAGAAGGCGGAGCUGGGACGUUUUUUGAGACAUCAGUAUAACGUGCAACUCAACAGACGCGCACAGCAGAUCCAAGAGGAACUGGAGGCGGACAAGCGCAUCCUGCAGGCCCUCCUGGAGGAGGAGGAGGAGGCCCAGCGGGAGCACUCGGCGCGGCGGGAGCAGGCCCGGGCGGAUGUGGCGUGGAUGCAGCAGGUCCUGGAGGAGCAGCUGCAGCGGGAGCGGGAGCAGGAGGCAGAGCUGCAGAUGCUGCUGAGGGAGGAAGCCAAGGAGAUGUGGGAAAAGAGAGAGGCCGAGUGGGCCCGCGAGAGGAGCGCACGGGACAGGCUGAUGGCCGAGGUCCUGACAGGGAGACAACAACAAAUACAAGAAAAGAUUGAACAAAACCGACGGGCGCAAGAGGAAUCCCUAAGACAUAGGGAGCAACUUAUUCAGAACCUGGAGGAGGCAAGAGAGUCAGCUCGUCGAGAGAAAGAGGAGAGUGAGGAACUGAAAUCAGCCAGGAAACAGGAGCUGGAAGCCCAGGUGGCAGAGCGCCAGCUGCAGGCCUGGGAAGCAGACCAGCAGGAGGCAGAGGAAGAGGAGGAGGCGAGGCAGGCAGAGCAGCUCACCAAUGCCCUGCUGCAGCAGGAGGCAAAGAUGAUGGCCAAGCAGGGAUACCGGCCCAAGCCUUAUGGGCAUCCCAGAAUUGCUUGGAACUGACUUCCUUGCCACUGGAAGCACAGAGCUGAGGUGCGAAGGCUGUUGAUAUGCAGCAGCAGACGGUGCGACAACGUCCUGUUCUAGUGUUGGGGUCACUGGCAAUAGCUCAGCGAGCCUGUGCAGGUCCAGGUUAAGUGGAUCAAGGGCUGGACAGACUAACACCGGCAGGAGGCCUUCCCUCCUUUCCGAGUUAAGAAAGGGGCUAGGAUCACACACGGACCGUGCUGUUCAUGAGGAAUCUAAGGCUCUAAGUU
Myotis lucifugus (little brown bat) is the source of this 1470-nucleotide messenger RNA. RefSeq names its product trichoplein keratin filament binding (gene TCHP). NCBI's taxonomy places the organism in Eukaryota, Metazoa, Chordata, Mammalia, Chiroptera, Vespertilionidae. The record is from RefSeq and is a predicted model, not a curated record. Gene Ontology annotation, biological process: apoptotic process. The transcript has 10 exons. Gene Ontology annotation, cellular component: keratin filament. The coding region runs from base 224 to 1216 and encodes 330 amino acids.